This is a messenger RNA of Colletotrichum costaricense, 678 nucleotides long. RefSeq lists its product as uncharacterized. The transcript has 3 exons. Lineage: Eukaryota; Fungi; Ascomycota; Sordariomycetes; Glomerellales; Glomerellaceae. The coding region runs from base 1 to 678 and encodes 225 amino acids. The record is from RefSeq and is a predicted model, not a curated record.
AUGCGUCCGACACGCUUGAAAUUCAAAGACUUAAAGUCCAGAAACAUUCUCUGUGCUGUAACACGCGUCGCCCGGAAGCUCGAGAAGAGACACCAGCCCAGUGAGCUUGAAGUCAUGCUCCCUGCAAAAGUUCAGUCCGAGGUUCGCAACUUCCUCACGACCACCAAGGCGAUGCUUGGCCUGACCACCACGGUCAAGACAGCCUUCUCCGUGGGCUUCAAGUUCACCGACGACGACUCUGUCCCUGACGAGGAGGCCAGUAACCUCUCCGAGUCCCUGUGGCUGCAGGGCACAUACAGCGUCGACAGCAUCCGAAUCCAGGGCUUCGUGACCCAGCUCUACGGAUCAGCCAGGACCUGUCGUUCGUCCUACGUCCAGGCGGAUAAGGACUAUGAGAUGGAGAACCAAGAGUUCUUCAAGGCCGUUUCGGAUGAUAUUUGGGCCAAGGGCAUCACCUGUAAGGCGCUCCACGAGCUCUUUAUCAGAGGCCGCAAGGCGUAUCUCCGCGAUCUGGUCGAGAGUGAAAAGAUGAAGGAGGGUGUCUACACCAAGAAGAUGAAGGAGCUCAUCGGAGCUGUUGAGUACUGGAUGAGAUUCUUCGAGCAGGAUGAUGAGGCCUGCCGGGGUGUUACGGAUGACAAUGAGAUGUUCACUGUCUUCAAUGAGGUUGCUCUCUAA